Magnolia sinica is the source of this 1631-nucleotide messenger RNA. RefSeq names its product gibberellin 3-beta-dioxygenase 1-like. Gene Ontology annotation, biological process: response to light stimulus; gibberellin biosynthetic process. The annotation marks the transcript as partial. NCBI's taxonomy places the organism in Eukaryota, Viridiplantae, Streptophyta, Magnoliopsida, Magnoliales, Magnoliaceae. The transcript has 2 exons. The record is from RefSeq and is a predicted model, not a curated record. Gene Ontology annotation, molecular function: gibberellin 3-beta-dioxygenase activity.
CACAAUACAAGUACUCUUCUUGCUCACCUUCUUCUCCAUUCCAAUCCCUUUUUAUCUCUUCCUUCCUCACAAUACAAUCACUUUCCCUCCUCAACACAAUCUUUUCUUUCCUCUUUUUCACUCCACUUUCCUUCAACUACUACUAAUACUCUCUUUUCCUACUUGGGUCUUUCCUUUUAUAGAAUUCCAACUUGUUUUCAAUACCCCACCUCUCUCUCUCUCUCUCUCUCUCUCUCUCUCUCUCUCUCUCUCUCUCUCUCUCUCUCUCUCUCUCUCUCUCUCUCUCUCUCUCUCUCCAUGCCGUCUCUCUCAGAGGCUUUCAAAGCCGACCCAGUCCAUGUAAACAUCACCCAACUGGACUUGGACUCGGUGAAAGAGUUACCAGACACGCACGCCUGGCCCCCUCUCGAUGAUGACUCGUUCGAUGCCGAGUCGGUCCCUGUCAUCGACCUUACUGAUCCCAACGUUGUAACUCAGAUAGGCCAUGCAUGUGAAACGUGGGGUGUAUUCCAAAUCACAAACCAUGGUCUUUCAAUGGAUCUUCUCAACCACGUUGAGUCCCAGUGUCGCUGCCUCUUCUCACUACCAGCCCAGCAAAAGCUAAAAGCUUCCCGCCCGCCCGACGGCGUAACAGGCUAUGGCCUCGCUCGCAUCUCUUCUUUCUUCUCCAAGAUCAUGUGGUCCGAAGGCUUCACCAUUGUCGGGUCCCCCAUGGAACAUGCUCGCAAGCUUUGGCCCGAUAACUACACCCAAUUCUGUGAUGUAAUAGAAGAAUACGAGAAGGAGAUGAAGAAGCUUGCAGGGAGGCUGAUGUGGCUGAUGCUGGCUUCAUUGGGUAUGACCGAGGAAGAUGUGAAGUGGGCGGGUCCCACAGGCGAGUUUCAAGAUUCAUCUGCCGCACUGCAAUUGAACUCGUACCCAGCUUGCCCGGACCCGAACCGAGCCAUGGGUCUAGCUGAGCACACCGACUCACCCCUUCUCACCAUACUCUACCAAAGCAGCACCAGCGGUUUGCAAGUACUGAGAGAUGGUGGCCAUGGUUGGGUGACCGUCCCACCACUGGAAGGCGCGCUCGUGAUCAACGUCGGCGAUCUCCUCCACAUCCUCUCCAAUGCCCAGUUCCGCACCGUUCUCCACCGUGCCGUCGUAAACCGCUACCAACAGCGCUUCUCCGUCGCCUACCUAUGGGGCCCACCAACCCACAUCCAGAUCGCACCCUUCUCAAAGCUCAUCACCGCCAACCGCCCCCAGCUCUACCGCUCUAUCACAUGGACUGAGUACCUAAGCAUCAAGGCCAAACAAUUCAACAAGGCCCUCAACGCGGUCCGCCUAAUCCCACCGUUAAAUCUAUCCAUCGAUACCAACAACGGCCAUAACAGCGUGGAGGUCGGCUGUUGAAAGAGGUGGUGGGCCUACACCUCUCUCUAUCUAUCUCUCUAUGAUGUAAUUGGGAUGUACAUGUGAUUGUUUGGAUGGUUGUGGGUAGAAAAGAGGAGAAGAAAUUGGUUAGUUCCCAAGAGCAAGGCCCAACUAGAUAAGUUAUAUCAAAUCAUGUAGAUGCAUGCAAACAAACGGUCGCUGUUCUUACUCUUGUCUCUUAUACAAAAAGAUAGAGAGGAUUCUUAUUUGAA